CGCGCGGCGGUAAAACGUCCGAGCGGCAGAAGAAACGACGCGACCUGACGGGAGCUGAUCACGCGAUGAAGCGCCGAAACGCGUCGGUUUGUUGAUCGGGGGUUUCUACGUGGGGUUUCUCCCGCGCGCCGGCGAUUUGAGUUUUGAGUUCGUGAACAAUGUCUGUUGUUUUCGUCCCCAAACGGCAGCGCGGAAAGGCGCAAGUCAACCAGGAGACGAUUCAGAGACUGCUGGAUGAGAACGAUCAGCUGGUGCGAUGCAUCACAGAGUAUCUGCAGAAGGGCCGAGCCACGGAGUGUGUGCAAUACCAGCAGAUCCUGCACCGCAACAUCGUGUAUUUGGGAACCAUAGCCGACGCCAGCACCGAGAUCCAGCCGGAAACACAGACCUCAGACGGCACGCUCACUUAAAUAAUCCCAUUGGCUGAGGAAAGACACUCCAGAUGUCCCCGUCAGCGAACAUUUUCAUGCACAUAAUUUCUUUUUUAGCAGAGUAUGUCCACAGAACGUCUAUUUUCAUAACCAAUGAUUUAGUGUUAAUUUGAUUAGUUUCGGUUGCUAAUAAAUCCUCCAUAUGCAUCCAUUCGACGUUUUUCACCAGUGCUGUUAAACGAUUAAAUCACAUCCGAAACACAAGUUUGUUUACA
Molecule: messenger RNA, 646 nt
Organism: Puntigrus tetrazona (Sumatra barb)
Lineage: Eukaryota; Metazoa; Chordata; Actinopteri; Cypriniformes; Cyprinidae
Gene: ss18l2
Product: ss18, like 2
Exons: 4
Coding region: 159-410 (83 amino acids)
Biological process (GO): positive regulation of transcription by RNA polymerase II
Cellular component (GO): nucleus
Molecular function (GO): transcription coactivator activity
Source: RefSeq, a predicted model, not a curated record